Sorex fumeus (smoky shrew) is the source of this 621-nucleotide messenger RNA. Its product is annotated as dynactin subunit 2-like. The coding region runs from base 1 to 621 and encodes 206 amino acids. Gene Ontology annotation, biological process: mitotic spindle organization. NCBI's taxonomy places the organism in Eukaryota, Metazoa, Chordata, Mammalia, Eulipotyphla, Soricidae. The record is from RefSeq and is a predicted model, not a curated record. The transcript has a single exon. Gene Ontology annotation, cellular component: centrosome; cytoplasm; dynactin complex.
AUGGCAGACCCUAAAUAUGCCGACCUUCCUGGCAUUGCCAGGAACGAGCCAAAUGUUUAUGAAACCUGCGAUCUGCCUGAGGAUGAUCAAGCAGAGUUUGACGUGGAGGAGCUGACUAGUACGAGUGUGGAGCACAUCAUUGUCAAUUCCAAUGCUGCCUAUGACAAGUUUAAAGACAAGAAAGUGGGGACAAGGGGACUUGAUUUCUCAUAUUGCAUUGGAAAAACCAAGAGGACAGGCUAUGAAAUGCUUGGAGAGGGUCUGGGAGUAAAGGAGACACCCCAGCAAAAGUACCAACGACUUCUACAUGAGGUCCAAGAGCUAACAACUGAGGUUGAGAAAAUCAAGACAACAGUGAAGGAGUCAGUCACUGAAGAGAAGCUCACCCCUGUGGUGCUGGCUAAACAGUUGGCAUCCCUGAAGCAGCAGCUGGUGGCUUCCCACCUGGAGAAGCUGCUGGGACUGGAUGCAGCCAUCAACCUCACUGACCCAGAUGGAGCUCUGGCUAAGCGUUUAUUGCUGCAGCUGGAAGCAACAAAGAACAGCAAAGGGGCUGUUUUAGGGGGCAAGACCGCCAGUGGAUCCACCCCAGAUAGCAGCCUUGUCACACUUAGAUACUAG